Cuscuta europaea is the source of this 1367-nucleotide messenger RNA. The record is from the annotation of a GenBank genome assembly. Lineage: Eukaryota; Viridiplantae; Streptophyta; Magnoliopsida; Solanales; Convolvulaceae.
GUCAAACACAUUUGGAAGUUAAAAUGGGAAAGGAUGUAGUAUAUGUCAAUACCACUGUUUGAAUAGGAAAGCCGCCUGGAGUGACGAUAACCUUUCUCCUGAUGAUUCGAACUCUUAAUUUUAGCCCUUUUUCUCUCCAGAACGCGCAAGGUUCAUUGAAGGCAAUCUGUCAAAGCUUCAACAGAAACCAUGGAGAUGGACGCUCAACUAUUUCUCUAGCUGGCAUACUACAGGGUCAUGUUGGAGUGACAUCAAAUAGAAAUGUCUAUAAUGGUAUUAGGACUUUUUGUACUACUGAAGACAUGUCACUCAAGAAAUGCAUUCCAUGCAACUCAAAGGACUUGAAGCCUAUGACUGAAGGAGCCGCGAACAUCUUGAUGAAGCAGGCACCUCAAUGGAGUUUGGUGGAUGGUGGUGGAGUAAUGAAGCUGCACAGGUCCUGGAAAGUCAAAACGUUCAUGAGAGGAAUGGAAUUUUUAAAUAUGGUUGCAUGUCUUGCAGAGAUAGAAGGUCAUCAUCCAGAUCUCCAUCUUGUAGGAUGGAACAAUGUGAAAAUAGAUAUAUGGACACAUGCUGUGGGGGGGCUUACAGAAAAUGAUUUCAUACUUGCUACGAAGAUUGAUAGGCUUGAUGUGCAGAGUCUUUUGAGGAUUUGAAGUUCCUAAAUAAGUUACUAGUUCGAAUACUUGCUAGGAAGAUCAGUUGUUUGUUUUUAAGAAAUAUACCAAGUAUGAAUUAAAAGGCAAGAAUGGAUUUGAAGCUUCAUCUUUCAUACUGUAUAAGACUUCUAGGCUUUUAGCCCUAACAUAGCUGCAGACUGCAGUUUAUAAAGAAUGCUUCCUCCAACCCAUAUGAACUUUCACUUUUGGCACCGGAAUUAAGAAAGUGAAAUCUGUGAUAGACAUUUAUUCAGACAGCAAACAAUAUCAACUACGUAAUUCCUUUUUCAUAUUUCAGUGAGAAGUUCUUUUUGUGUUUUUCACUUUCUAUCUAAAAAAAAUAAAAAAUGAGAUAGCGGAAUAUAAUAGCAGAGAUUAGCUCUGGACCUUCUGCCCUUUUGGUGAAGAACAGCUCACACCCCCUUCCCUCUCACUAAAAGCUUAAAAUGAGGAAAGGAGAUUGGAUGCCUCUAACAUGCAGUACUUUUUCCCUCCAUUUACCAAUCUGAAGCUCCCUGAUUUUUUUUUCCAAUCUGAAACAGCCUUCUAUCAGCUGCAACUGUGAAAUCACCUAAAUCUGAUGCCAAAUUAAGUUAGUAGUGGUCUUCAAAAUUGAUAGGAAAAAGAAACUCCGCAUUAUAGACUGAAUGAACAUUUGAGAGGGAGCGAGUUUUGUCAUUGCAGUAGCCAAUGAUAGUAGUAGCUCCU